AUGUCAACAAUCACAAAUUCCCUUGCAACAGUGUCAAGUGGGACAACUCUACUCGCACUGUCACUAAUAGCCGGCGUCAGCUAUUAUUACCUGUUCAAUGAUAAACGCUUUUCAUUAUCGGAAAGACUAUACUUUUUGAUAUGUAAACGAAAUAUCCAGGAAGCUUUGCUGGAGCAUGAAUUAUUGGAAGAACCUGAGCCCGAGAUCAUUACAGAAAACACACAAUUCGUCGACAUCAAUGGCCAUCGACUUCGGAUCGUGCACAUCAUUCACGAGUUGGGCAGUAAAGUACCUUUGAUUGUGUUUAUUCAUGGCUUAGGUGGACAGGUGUCACAAUGGAAGUGUCAAAUCGAGUACUUUUCGCAUACCGCACACAUCCUUGCCAUUGAUUUACUGGGUUGCGGCAAGAGCGAAGUGAGUAAAGACUGGGAGUCGUACACAACGGCAUCUCUCGUGGACGAUGUGAAGAAGCUAUUACUGGAUCGAUACAAAUAUCCGGCGACAGUCAUCAUUGCUCACUCGUAUGGUUGUUCAAUAGCAUCCUCUGUUGCAGCAUCACCUGAAAUACAAGCCAGUUUGAAAGGACUCGUCUUGAUUGCACCCAAGGAACACAUCAACGAGACACAAAAACGAAAUCAGAAUAAACUGAGGUGGAUACCCAAUUGGCUCUUCAAUUGCGCCAGAACAGCCGAUAGAAAAGGCGGAUUGCAUUCAAAAAGUGUGGAUCGCUUCUUGGGUACAGAGAUUAGUGAUGUAGAUAUUCGAAGAAGUCAAUUGCAAUGGAAUCUUCAGAGCAGGUCAUCUGUAUACAAGCGGUUUGUAAGAGGAGCGAGCUUCCCGGAUAAAAGUGUUUAUGACAAGAUCAAAGUGGGCGUGCUGCUGAUAGGCGGUGGACUAGACACCAUUACGCCACCUACUGAAAUGAACUUGAUCCGCAAUCAUCUACUUGGUUUGGAUGCUUCUCAAGACAACCAAUGGGAUGCAGUGACACCAUCUGAUAACAUGCGAGUGCCUGUACCCUAUGUGAUCCCUGAUGUGGGGCAUGUGCCUAUGGUGGUGCAUCCAGAGCUGGUGAACCCCGUUAUCUCUGAUUUUUUGAUCAAAAACUGUGGACUGAAUACACUAAGUGGCGCAUGGCAGAUAUUACACAAAACCAAAGGCGAGAACAAGUGGGAUUUAAAGAACUAUGCAAAAUGGGUCAGCAUUGCCAACAUCACAGAAGAGCCUAUUGGUCCCUCGCUGUUCAGAGCCAUGAAAGUAAUGCGUCAAACAGAUACAGCGCACUGCCCUUCAGCUUUACUCGCCAAAUAUCCUGAAAUUCGCUUUAUUAUUGACAUUUCCAACGACACACCACCUUACAGAGCGACUGAUUUCGAACACUCGAGGAUCGAAUACAUCAAGUUCAAAACCGUGUCCAAGAUUCCGCCUACAAGGGAAGAAGUAGCCAAGUUCAAUGAGAUUGCAGCCUCGUGUUGGGCAAAAAACCCAGAUGCCCAGGUUGCUGUGCAUUGUCAUUAUGGAUUCAAUAGAACUGGGUUCUUUAUUUGUUGCUAUAUGAUUGAAAGACUGGGUGUUGCUGUGCCUGAUGCACUGCGCUAUUUCAAAGUGGUCAGGCCACCAGGCAUCAGACAUACACACUUUAUUGAUGAACUGUAUCUACGCUAUGUAUUGAACCAACGAUGA
Messenger RNA from Mucor velutinosus, 1683 nucleotides. RefSeq lists its product as uncharacterized. Gene Ontology annotation, biological process: 7-methylguanosine mRNA capping; protein dephosphorylation. The transcript is spliced from 6 exons. Bases 1 to 1683 code for a protein of 560 amino acids. The record is from RefSeq and is a predicted model, not a curated record. NCBI's taxonomy places the organism in Eukaryota, Fungi, Mucoromycota, Mucoromycetes, Mucorales, Mucoraceae. Gene Ontology annotation, molecular function: protein tyrosine/serine/threonine phosphatase activity; mRNA guanylyltransferase activity.